AUGUCCAUUUCCAUUCAUCACCUGACGCGUCAUGGUGGCCUCCGGUCUGUGUGCAACUCCAACCGAGCCCAGAAUUUCGGUCUGGGCCCGGUAUGUGGACGAUACCUUCGUUGUCACCGAACGGGAUCAAGUGCUAAUAUUCAGAGAACGUCUCAAAAGCGUCUUCCCGGACAUUCAAAUUACGAUGGAGGAGGAAGAAAAUAACCAGCUGGCAUUCCUUGAUGUCCUCGUCUGUCGCAAAGAUUGUGGUGGUCUAAAGACCAGUGCUCAGAAAAGCGACGAACACGACGCAAAUACUGAACCUUAGCAAUAACCACCCAAACAGGCACAACCGCUGUUGCGUAAGAACGCUAUGUCGGCGUGUUGAGACGCACCGCAGUGAACCGGAAGACAAGGUUGCCGAAUCCCAAUAUCUUCGACGGGUUUUCAGAGAAAAUGAUUACCCGCGCAACUUCGUCAACCGGUGUAUGUGCAAACGAGACGAGCGACAAAACUGUGCCGACUCCAUAUUCUGGCGAGCGAUCCCGUACACCAAGAACGUCUGCGAGGCCGUUAUCCGCCUUCUUGCACCACUUGGGGUUGGAGUUGCACACAGACCGGAGGUCAACAUGAGGCGUUAAACCAGCUCGGCAACAACAUCGCAGACAGUUCGACGACGAAACGAAGGUCGAACGAUAACCUCUCUAAAAAUAUUUGAUCGACAAAUUCUGUUUAAAUAACACCAUUAUCGCAAAAAGACGUCAUACUCCCGGUAUUGACGAAACCUGCAUUAGGGGCUGUGCGCGAUAGAAAUUAGUGUGGGAGUCAUUUCUCUCAGAAACACCAUCAUAGAUAAAGUAACCUGGACGACCAAAUUGCAACUUGGUCUUCAAAACUUUCUAAGCUUCUAAGAGGUUCCAGUUCCACUUGCGUUAUCAUUGCAAAGUCGCUGUCAGUGUUACUUGAUGGGCUACAACGUACGGACAGACAAAAUGGCUGUUUUUGCACCUCAAAUUUCUGACCUCUGAUUUGGAAACCACCGCCUGUUCGUCAAUACAAUUCCUGAAGAAGCUUAAAGGAGUAAGUCUCCUGCAAAGUGAGGUAAUGGUAUCUUUUGAUGUCGCCUAUAUCUUUACUUCUAUCCCCCAGGAUCUGGCAAUGGAGACCGUCGAGCUACUCCUACGAAGCAAAUACAAUGAAACGGGGAAUCGUCUCGGACAUGCCCAAAUCCUUCAGCUCCUAAAUUUCUGUCUCAGGACGUUCUUCACGUCUGACGGAACAAUCUACGAGCAAGUGAAUGGAACACCAAUGGACUCGCCGAUUUCGGAAGCAAGUUUUCGUCGUGUCAGCCACCUGCGUCCUCUCGCGCCUCCAGUCUUCUCUAGCUGGUCACGACAUCGGGACCAAGCGGAGGAGGAAGAGAGUUUGUGGUGGAUUUUGCCCAUGUCUGCCAUCACUAUAAACUAA
This is a messenger RNA of Spirometra erinaceieuropaei, 1446 nucleotides long. NCBI's taxonomy places the organism in Eukaryota, Metazoa, Platyhelminthes, Cestoda, Diphyllobothriidea, Diphyllobothriidae. The record is from the annotation of a GenBank genome assembly.